UUAUGCCCAUUGCUCACAUGUGCUCUGCGUUUGGAUAUACGCUCUCGCGAAUUUCCGUUUCACUAUUCACAUUGAUAAGUUAAGGUGAUAUCGGUUCGGAUUAGGAACCAACGUGAAUUUUAAUAAUUAUCAUCACUGAGGUCUGAUAUGCCGAAGUCGAAACGUGACAAACGAGUAUCCCUGACUAAAACAAGAAAAAAGGGCUUAGAAGGAAAGCAGAAUCUGGUAGAGGAGGUGCGAAAAUGCGUUGACAUGUAUGAACGAAUAUUUGUAUUCAGUGUUCACAAUAUGCGGAACAGCAAGUUAAAAGAUGUAAGAAAUGCAUGGAAGCACAGUAGGUUUUUCUUUGGAAAGAAUAAAGUAAUGAUGCUAGCCCUUGGUAAAGAAUCAGGCGAUGAGUAUAUGGAAAACAUUCACAACAUAUCAAAAAAGUUAACCGGAGAAGUCGGAAUCCUUUUUACAAGCAAGACAAAAAAAGAAGUAGAGGAAUGGUUUUCCAGCUUUGGGGAGCACGAUUUUGCAAAGUCUGGAUUCAAAGCAGACAGUACAGUUGUUCUGGAAGAAGGGCCUCUCAACCAGUUUUCUCAUGCCAUUGAACCACACUUACGUAAGCUAGGAUUGCCUGUUGCUUUGAAAAAAGGUGUAGUGACCAUGUUGGAACAACACAAAGUAUGUAAAGAAGGCGAAGUGUUAUCGCCUGAGCAAGCAAAUAUUUUGAAACUCUUGAAAAUAAUGAUGGCGGAAUUCAAAAUACAACUCUGUUACGUAUGGGAUAAACCAACAAAAACUUUUGAAAAUUUGCAAACGAACGUCUCCGAAAAAACAUUUAAUAAGAUUACAAUGGCCGGGGAGGACCUGAAAUAUGAUUUUGUGGAAGAUGGCUGAAUACACGACGAUUGUGAAUAUGAAUUACUAUCUCAAACGAUGCUUAAAAGUAGUUAAACUGCGUAAAUCCUAUUUGUUGAUGAAUGCAAAGACAUAUGAUGUUCAUUGAAUAUCAACUCUGAACGACUGGAAUACUUCAUAUGAGCACAUUUGUGUUGUAACAUCGUUUUCAAAAUAGUUAAUACUGAAAAGUCUGGACUUUUGGUGCAUUGAAAAAAACUGUUAACAAUUAUCUCUAAAUAUAUCCGAACAAAAGCC
This is a messenger RNA of Styela clava, 1143 nucleotides long. Its product is annotated as mRNA turnover protein 4 homolog. Gene Ontology annotation, cellular component: preribosome, large subunit precursor; nucleolus. Gene Ontology annotation, molecular function: RNA binding. NCBI's taxonomy places the organism in Eukaryota, Metazoa, Chordata, Ascidiacea, Stolidobranchia, Styelidae. The record is from RefSeq and is a predicted model, not a curated record. Gene Ontology annotation, biological process: ribosomal large subunit assembly; nuclear-transcribed mRNA catabolic process; rRNA processing.